Messenger RNA from Anarrhichthys ocellatus (wolf-eel), 4639 nucleotides. RefSeq names its product neuralized E3 ubiquitin protein ligase 1Aa (gene neurl1aa). The transcript is spliced from 6 exons. Gene Ontology annotation, cellular component: postsynaptic density; plasma membrane. Gene Ontology annotation, biological process: negative regulation of Notch signaling pathway. The coding region runs from base 198 to 1922 and encodes 574 amino acids. Gene Ontology annotation, molecular function: ubiquitin protein ligase activity. NCBI's taxonomy places the organism in Eukaryota, Metazoa, Chordata, Actinopteri, Perciformes, Anarhichadidae. The record is from RefSeq and is a predicted model, not a curated record.
GUUGCCUUCACGGAUGUUGUCCCUGCGCUCACAAAAAAGAGGGAGUGGGUCCGCGUUUGCAUCUAUUCGGAAGGGAUAGAAGCGAUAGGCUGCCUUCGGACGCGAACGUGCAAUCAUGUCACGAGCGCCGGACUGUGCAAACGCGAGUAUCUGAAUAAUCCAUACAGGCGAUAGGCGGACUCUACGGGAAUAAAGCAAUGGGUGGCCAGAUAACGCGAAAUGCCUUUUACGACUCCCUGGGUGGCCCGUUCCCGUCCACGUCACACCGAUGCCGCCACAAACCCAAGAGGUGCCUGCCUAUCCAGUGCGGCAGCGUUGGUGGGCCCCUUCCCAUCAGCCCACUGCUCUUUCAUCCAAAUGCCAAGGGAUCCCAAAUCGUUAUGGACCUUGCCCAGAAGACAGUCAAGAGGCAGGCCAGUUUCUGCAAUGCCAUCACUUUCGGCAACAGGCCCAUGGCACUUUAUGAGCAAGUCCGCCUCAAGAUUACUAAAAAGCAGUGUUGCUGGAGCGGGGCUCUACGUCUGGGCUUCACCGCCAAAGACCCCUCCAGGAUAAACCCAGACAACCUGCCCAAGUACGCCUGCCCCGACCUGGUGUCCCAGACCGGCUUCUGGGCCAAGGCCCUGCCUGAGGAGUUUGCCAGCGAGGGCAGCAUUAUUGCCUUUUGGGUUGACAAGAAGGGCAGAGUCUUCUACCGCAUUAAUGAGUCCAGUCCCAUGCUGUUCUUCAGUGGAGUCCGCACAGCCGAGCCCCUCUGGGCCCUCAUCGAUGUUUACGGUCUGACCCGCGGAGUGCAGCUGCUAGACAGUGAGAUUGUUCCUCCCGACUGCCUACGCCCGCGCUCCUUCACCACAGUGCGCUCCUCCUCUCUCCGGCGUGACGCUGACGACUCCCGUCUGUCCGUCAGCCUGUGUGACCUCAACCUGCAGCAGGAGGAUGGAAGCAAAGGCCACAAUCACUCCCACCGCCACACCCUCCACCUGGCCUCUUCCUCCUCUUCCUCCACCUGUCCCAUACCCCAGAACUCCCUGAACUCCCAGCAGUCCUCUCUGCUGCCAUCCUCCUUGGAAAGCGACCUCCACUUCCACCAGCUGCGCGGCGCCCACAUCAAAACGCUGGACGAGCAGACGGUGGCGCGAUCCGAGCACGCACGAGAGGAACGCACUCUCGUCUUCACCAACCGGCCCCUGCGCACCGGAGAAACCGUCUUCAUCAAAGUCACCAAGUCCAGCCCGGCACGCUCAGGCUCAUUGUCCUACGGCGUGACGUCGUGCGACCCAGCGGUGCUGCGCCCCAGUGACUUGCCUUACAAUCCAGAGGCUCUGGUGGACAGGAAGGAGUUUUGGGCAGUGUGUCGGGUGCCGACGCCUCUCCAAAGCAGUGACAUCCUGGGCUUCCUGGUCAACCAGGAGGGGGAGGUCAUCCUCAGUCACAACGGCACCAAUGUGGGCAUGCAGGUGUGUGUGGACAACUCCCGCCCACUCUGGAUGUUCUUCGGUCUCCAUGGGGCUGUGACUCAGCUGAGGAUUCUUGGUUCCACUCACCUCGGGGAUCCGCGGACCUCGUCGAACCCCAGCUCGCCCUCCUCCUCUCCACACACUCCCAGCGCCCUGGGCAGUGGCAGCUCUGAUCUGGUGCUGAACGGAGGCCUGUGCUCCGCUGCGUACUGCAGCUCAGCAGGGGGAACAACCCCAAAUUCACCAGUCAGCCUCCCCAAGUCACCGACAUUUCCAACGGGCCGCGCUUGGUCCGACGAGUGCUCCAUCUGUUACGAGAACCCCGUGGACACGGUCAUCUACGCCUGUGGACACAUGUGUCUGUGCUACAGCUGUGGCCUCAAACUCAAGAAGAUGUCCAAUGCCUGCUGUCCCAUCUGCAGAAGGCAGAUCAAAGACAUCAUCAAAACCUACCGCAGCACGUAAAGGGGACGGACAGACGGACUCCCUCAGAACAGCAAGAUCAGGGGAAGACGUGUCGAAGUUCAGGAAAUAUGAACUCUGGGACUUUAAAUUUGGUUUAUUCACAGAAUUGUUUUGUUCGCUCGCAUGACCUUUUCCAAAGUCGGUAUUGCCUGGCUGGAAAGGUCUCUUGUCCCUGCAGAGGCGGCAUAUGAAGAGGUCGGAGGUUCCACUGAGAACUUUCUUCUAACCAGAAGCGUUUGCUCUCUGCUGGGAUCAUUGGAAGACUGUGAACGAGAGGACUGAAGAACUGAAACAAUUCCAAAAAUGAUUUCAUUUGUUGAGCCAUGUUUUUAGGGACUGUCACCCCCAGUUUGCACCGAAGCAAACGAGUCACUUUGGGGCUGAAUGUGUUGAUAACCAUUCUCUCUGAGGACGACUGAAGCUCUGACUUAGUUCUGACAGGUUUUCACCUCAGUACGUCACAACUUGUGUCUGUGUGUUACUGAGCAUUCAGUCUGGAGCGAUGACGUGGUGGAUCUCUGUGACUGUCGUGGUGAUUAUCAGUGAGUGAUGUGCGUAGAGGUGGAAGGCGGAACUGAGUAUAUAAAUUAGGAUUGUAACACCUCUUGUACUCGUAUAAUAUAAUGUACCUUUAUGGUAGUUCUAUUGCAAAUGUCGGUGGUAGCUAUAUCGUCGUGCUAGCUAGCAGCUUGCUCUGCAAUGUGGUAUGUUGCACUGAAAUCAGCAUCAUCCUCUCAGAAAAGUUAGGGUAAAGACAUUCAUCGGUUCAAACAAUCCACAAACCUGCGUCCAGCAGACUCAGCAGCUCUGAAUCUAUGACAGGAAACAGGAAGUGAUUUUGGAUUCUCCUCAGGGCCAACAAUCUUUUUACUAUCCUCCCAAACUUUACCUACAUCACGCCUAACACACUGUGAGCGCUCAUGACGAAUGGACAGGUGCUCUGAAAUAGUUCCCAUGACAACGCAGGAGUCAAAGGAUCGUUGCCAUGGUAUCAGAAGCCACCACAGAUGCAGCACAGCCUCCUGCCUUAAACCAGAGGAGGCUCAUGUGGAUGUGUCCUGCCGUUGACACAUUACCAAAUAAUGCUGUUGUGUGGCACAAAAGGUUCACUCAGAGGAGAAACAAAGCACACACAUCUAAAAGAAAUAUUUUUGUAACAUAAAUUCACAACAUUUCCAAUAUUUCCAAAGGUCAUCAAACAUAUAUAAAAUGUUUGAUGACCUUUGUGACAGGCCUUUCACCAGCAGCAAAAAUCCCUUCAUAUUUUGAAUAUUUGUGUGAUUCCUAUCCCCUGAUUCCACUACAAAAUGUCUUGAUACGUCCCCCAGAGAUUUCACCUUCAUAGACAGCAACUCAGCAGUAAGCCAUAGCUUAUCACAGGAGAGCCCGCGCUGAGAGACGGUUGUCUUUUUUUCAAUGACACUCUACUUCCUUCUGUAGAUAGUUACACACGGGGCUCAAACCUUUGCUGCUAUGCUAUUUGCCAGCUGCCCGCUCUGGGCGAAUGCUGUCAGUGAUGUUUCACACAUCCCUCCUCCCACAUUACACUUUGAUUACGCUACUGCUUGAAGUGUUAAUUCACAUUUUGAAUGUUAACUUAUGUAUUUAGAGAGAUUAAUGAUUUUUAUCAGUGUGCUUGAUUUGAAACAAAAAAACAAAGAAAAAAAUGUUUUGUCUGUUUGUUUGUUUUCAAGUUUCCUCCUUAUUGAUAAUCAUGAUUCUAAGAUUUGUUUUCCUGUUUUUACAUUCUUGUUCUCUACUAGUGAGAAUAUAGAGUUUCUCGUACCGUGCAGCAAUAAGACAUAUUGCAGUACACAAUCAAAAGCCCGUUGCUUUGUGGUGCAACAUAUAAACUCUUGAAUUUUGUGAGCUCUUUUUUGGUAAUUGAUCUUCUUGUGUAUUAACCUGUGUUAGGGAGCCCUACUACCCAUUCUUUAAGUAUAUUUCUUGUCAUUAUUGGGUCUGGAAGCCAUCUCUGAAUGGUCAUGAUAAAUGUCACUUUAUAAAGCUACUGAUUGUAAUAUUGUUCAUGUUUAGGCCAGCGUUGCUCUCUGAGACUCAACCACGGCAUGUUUUCUUUUGACACUCCGACCAAAUUGAAUCAUUGGUUAUUUUGUUUUGUUUUCACAUCACAUAAAUGGAAGUCCUGGACUUUUUAAAAAUGUACAUCUAUAAAUUUCUGGACCAUAUGAAUUGAUAAACACACACACCAAGCCAAAAACCAUUUGGCUGAAGAUUUUCAUCAGUAUACAUAUACAUACCUUUUUACUGAAGGUAUUUUUAUUUUGUAUUAUUUGUUUGCAUCCAGAAUACUCCGCAGGCUCCUUGAAUGUAGCUGAUCCUGUCAUUGUACUAUUUAUUUGUCCAUCACCGACGUGUGGACUAAGUGUUUGCUUUCUCUUUGUGUGCGGCCAAUCACACAGCAGCACGUUUAGAGUACUUUUUGUAAUGCCUGAGUAAUCUGUUCACUCUGUGUGAACAUGGGGACCAACAGUAGACGAGCAUCCGAGUGGACCGCUGUCAGUGUUGGUGUAGACUGGAACCAUAUCUAUAUAUCUAGAUAUAUAGAUAUAGAUCUAGAUCUAUAUAUAGACUCAACUGCUGAAGUACUUUACAAACCUGUAUUUUCUUUUUCUUUUGAAACAUCACGUAUUUGUUCCUGAACGCUGUUCAGUGCGAGUCGGAUGAUUGUGGUGAAUAAACUUUCCAGAUGUGUU